Molecule: messenger RNA, 1076 nt
Organism: Styela clava
Lineage: Eukaryota; Metazoa; Chordata; Ascidiacea; Stolidobranchia; Styelidae
Product: CD209 antigen-like protein D
Source: RefSeq, a predicted model, not a curated record
CCGAAAGGUGACUCAUCACCAGAAGUAAUAAUUGAAUUGGAACAAUUAAGAACAAGAAUUGAAGAAUUAGAAGAAGGAUGGGUAACUAUACAAAAUCGAUACAAAUACUGGAUUAGUCAACAAGCUACAACAUGGCAAGUUGCUGACGAAGAUUGUAAAUCUAGGAACGCACGAUUAAUUGCAAAAAUUAUUCGGGACUCGUCAACACAGAAAACAAUAUUUGAUGCAGUACGGGCAUCAAGACUUCGCCUCUGGGUAGGCUUAAAUGAUAUUCAAAAUGAAGGAAGUUUUAUCUGGUCUGAUGGGGUGACGUCAACAAAAUCCAACACUCCUUGGAGAGCCAGAGAACCUAAUAAUUACGGAAAUCAAGACUGCGGGACGAUCCAAUACGAUUGGCCGACAGACCUCGACGACACGUCAUGUUCAGGAAUUUACAGAUAUAUAUGCGAGAGAGACAUGGCCUGAAAGAUACAUGAAUAACUAUUGUGCAGACAUUUUAUAAGAUGAAAUUGUUUUAGUUGUAUACAAACCAUAGAGUAUAUCAUUCUAAUUGUUUGUAAAAUAUAUAUUAUAAUUAUGAAUACCAACAUUUUGGAGUUAAUUUCUAACAGCCAUCAAUAAAAGUCACGAAACCAACAGAUCGGGUCAGUUUAUUGUAUUUUAUAUGUUAGUUAUACUAAUUGAUCAUUUAUUUUCCAGUUUACACGUGCUUUAACCAUAGUAUUUUUUCACUACGGCGAUUUGAAUUUCAAGUUUACACUGGAAAUUGAACAAAUUUUCAUAAAGAAAUAACCGAAAAUCGUACCAAAUACCAUCUCCAAUUGUAUGAUUGGCAAGUUGUUCUAAUAAACAACAACCAAGAUCGCGUACAAAUGUUUUACUUCUAUUACCCGCUACAGCUCUGAGGAUAUGCAUUAUAAUUUUAGUUUGUACACGUAACAUUGACUGCUUUUUAUUAUUUAAAAAGUUAAAUUGAAUCUAUUGCUCCGUUACACCCAUAGACGCAAUAGGUUGGUGGGUAAGCGUGCACCAACUCAUAAUUGCAGGGUUUGCGUAAUAGUAAUCUAGUCGGUUAC